Anthonomus grandis grandis is the source of this 2018-nucleotide messenger RNA. RefSeq lists its product as uncharacterized. The transcript has 2 exons. Bases 368 to 1300 code for a protein of 310 amino acids. NCBI's taxonomy places the organism in Eukaryota, Metazoa, Arthropoda, Insecta, Coleoptera, Curculionidae. Gene Ontology annotation, molecular function: nucleic acid binding. The record is from RefSeq and is a predicted model, not a curated record.
UCCGUCACUGUCAAUCAAAAAUAUUGGUUUGUCAACUUGUUCUUGAAAGUUAUUUCAAAAAGUGUUAGAUAAUGCAUACAAAAAGAUAUAAUAGGUAUAAUGAACAAUCGCAGCUGAUUAUUUUAAAUAUAUUGGCUUUUUUUCAACUGGAAAAGGAACAAGUCACGGAAUUGCACUUCAAAUUGAGAAUGUGAUAGAGCGAGCCGCAGAUGCAACAAAAUUGAGCACAACAACGAUCGCAAAUAUAAAGAAGAAUGGGAUAAAAUCAGAUCAGGAUUACGCAGCCCGUAUAUCUUCCAAGCAAAAGACAGCAAAAACCAAAAUUACAACAUAUUUAAAACAUAGAAUUCGGGACACAAUUUAUCCUAUGUACGCCAAAAAAGAAUAUGUAAUAUUGGCGACAAUAAGAGAAAAGUUCAGGGAAGAAAUUGAAUAUUUUGAGUUUUCCAUUGACUCCUUAAGAAGAUGGAUCAAUAAUAUAGGCUUCAAGUGGAAAAAAUCAAAUAACAGAAAAUAUUUGAUGGACUUGCCAAAUAUUGUUCAUAAGAGAAUCAAUUUUUUAAGGGAGUAUAUUAAAAAUAGAAAUGUAGGUCCGGAAGGUUUUACUCCAGUUUUCAUUGACGAGACGUUGAUUUUUAGCAAGGGAUCAUUUCGUAGUAGCUGGCAAGAUGACACCAAGCACACGGAUUCAAGGAAAAACAGUGAAGGUCAUCGUUAUAUCGUGGUCCACGCCGGAACCAAAGAUGGCUUCAUCAAGGGUGUAAAUUUAAUAUUCAAGAGUGGAUUAAAGACGGGAGAUUAUCAUGACAAUAUGAACAGGAAAAAGUUCGAAAACUGGUUUAAAACUCAGCUGGUUCCAAAUCUUCCCCCAACGUCAUUUAUAAUCAUGGACAAUGCAAGUUACCAUUCUGGUUUAUUAGAAGAAAUCCCGAGAAAAUCUUGGACAAAGCAGAGACUGACCGAAUGGUUGAAGAAAAAGAAUAUUGGCUUUCCAGAAAAAGCCAUGAAAGAUAAAAUAUGGAGUAUUGCACACAGAAACUGUCCUAGUAAAAAAAAGUACUUCCUUGAUGAAUAUGUUAAACCUUUAGGACACAAAAUUUUGCGACUGCCACCAUAUCAUUGUCAGUUUAAUGCAAUUGAAAUAGUAUGGUCGGAAUGUAAACGAAAAUAUGAUCAAUAUAUUUCCAAUUUUAAGGGGUCACCUUCAGAAGUUUUGACUACAUGGGAAAGGCUACACAAUAAACGAAAUUUCUUUAGAUCAUUGGCAAAAAUAUGUUUUUCAUACAGAAAAGGUAAUUGAAAAGGCUUGGGAGGCAAUACAAGUGUGUGAUGCCUAUGACAUUCUGCCACUUGUCAUUACGACUGACGAAGACGACGAUGACGAAGACAAUAUCUCUGAUUUCAGUUCUGACUGACAAUACUGACGAGAUUGAUUAAGCUUUUUUUGUUCUAGCAAAUUUUAUUUUAUGAUCGUCGUUUAAGUAUUCAAUCAUAUAGUUGCAAUUUCAUUAACUUGGUAAUGCAAUAUGGCGUGUUGUUUUUGAGUUUAUAUGUUUUAUUUUUUGGAAUGGUAUUUUCAUUUUAAUGUGUUAACAUAUUCCUUCAAGCAGCAUUUUUUUUCAUGAACAAGUAAAUUAAAUUGUCAGUAUUUAAAUUUUUCCCAGUGAGUUAAAAUAAUUUUAUACCAUUAUUCACAAUUUUUGUAAGCUCGGUUUUGUUACGUCUACUGCUCGUGCCGAAUUCUACUUUUCAAAUAUGUUGUAGAUUUGGUUUUUGCGGUCUUUUGCUUGGAAAAUAUACGAGCAGCGUAAUCCUGAUCUGAUUUUAUCCCAUUCUUCUUUAUAUUUGCGAUCGUUGUUGUGCUCAAUUUUGUUGCAUCUGCGGCUCGCUCUAUCACAUUCUCAAUUUGAAGUGCAAUUCCGUUUCGGACUUGUUGUUUAUGUCCCAUUAUUUAUGAUUAAUUAUAAUAAUAUUUGUUAAUUGUUAAGUUUGUUAAUAAUACAAUAAAUACUACAAGA